CCAAAAAAAACCAAAACAAUAAAACUAAAUCACAAAAAAACAGUUUUCUCAAAAGCUGAUAUCUCAAUCACAUACGUCGCAUACGUCGUUUUGCAACACUGAGCGACGCGCGCGCGCAUUAUGCGUAACGUUAAUAGGCAAAGCGCGCGUGCCGUGGAACGCAGUGAAUCGAAACGCAAUUGCUGCUGGACUGCGCGACGAUGAAAUGAAACGCAUGCAGCUGCAGCAACAGCGACAGCAACAACAACAGCAACAACAACAACAACAACACCAGCAUAUGGCAGGCGAAAAUGUUGUCGCACAUUGAGGAAAAUGCAUCGUUUUCUUAACAUACAGCAAAAUAUAAAAUUACGCAACUAUCAUCAGUUACUUUUAUAUUUUGUUGCUGUUCCAUUGGCUGCCACUGCUGCUGGAGGAAGACGACGAAGAGGAGGCAGAGACGACGGAGAUCGAGACAUAUUUGUGGGUGGGAAGAGCAGCAGCAGCAGCAGCAGCAGCAGCAGCAGAAGCAGAAGCAGAAGCAGAAGCAGAAACAGUAGCAAUCAUAACGUAACGAUCGUAACGUAACAUAACGUGACGCACACAGAAGCAAGUAGUAGACGAUAGUUUGUUCUCUUAUUGUUUAGCCCAAUACACACGUACACACACUUUACCCAACGCUGCCACUGUUCCUAAGACAACAACAACAAACAAACAACCUAUCACAUCGUAAUCGUAGUUUUAACGCAACCAUUAAGUAAACGAAACGUAACGUAACGCGAGACGCCUCAACAUUAGCUCCUAUGCCAACGUUUUUGAUCAUCAGCAUCGCCAUCAUCAGCAUCGAUAUUAUUAUCAUUAUGCAUAUGACACAAGAUAUAUGAACGCCCAUGCUCAUCAUACAUCUGACACUGCAAGCAACUGCAACAGUUAAAUCGUUAACAAGAAUUGACAACAACAUUUGCGAAGCAUAAAACAACAACGUGACGUUGUUUUAGUGUUUCGUUACCCAUUGACCUUUUGCCGCACAGCUGGCAAGGGUAAAAUAUGGCAACACCGCAAGUCAAAGACUUGGUGUUGCGCUCGCCAGCUGGCUCCUCCGAUACCAUCACAUUUGCCUGGCCACUGCAGAUUGGACAUGGACAGGAUAAGCAUGACAAUGGCAUCGAUAUCAUCGACACAAUUAAAUUCGUAUGCGAUGAGCUGCCAUCAAUUUCAUCCGCAUUCGAGGAGAUUAACCUCAAUCACAUUGACACUGCCUGCUAUAAGACUAUGACAAAUCUUGUCGAUCGCUUCAACAAGGCUGUCGACAGUAUUGUUGCAUUGGAAAAAGGAACUUCACUGCCCGCCGAGCGCUUGAAUAAGUUCGCUCACCCUAGCCUUUUAAGACACAUACUGCAAUUAGUUUACAAUGCUGCCGUACUCGAUCCGGACAAACUCAAUCAGUACGAGCCCUUCUCGCCGGAGGUGUACGGAGAGACGUCGUACGAGCUGGUACAGCAAAUGCUCAAACAUGUCACCGUUAGCAAGGAGGACACGUUCAUUGAUCUCGGUUCCGGUGUGGGACAGGUGGUACUACAAAUGGCCGGCUCGUUUCCGCUCAAGACAUGCAUUGGCAUCGAGAAGGCGGACACGCCCGCUCGCUAUGCGGAACGUAUGGAUCAGAUCUUUCGACAGUACAUGAGCUGGUUCGGCAAACGCUACUGCGAGUACAAGCUGAUCAAGGGCGACUUUCUGGUGGACGAGCAUCGCGAGAAGAUCACCUCCUCGACGCUGGUGUUUGUCAAUAACUUUGCCUUUGGUCCGACCGUCGAUCAUCAGCUGAAGGAGCGAUUUGCCGAUUUGCGAGAUGGCGCUCGAGUUGUGUCAUCCAAAUCGUUCUGUCCACUCAACUUUCGUAUUACAGAUCGAAAUCUUAGCGACAUUGGCACGAUUAUGCAUGUGAGCGAAAUACCGCCACUGAAGGGCUCCGUUUCAUGGACCUGCAAACCGGUUUCAUAUUAUUUGCAUGUGAUCGAUCGCACUAUUUUGGAGCGAUAUUUUCAGCGCCUGAAAACCAAGGGCGGUGAUCAUGAGCAUGUGGGUACCGUGCGCACCACACGAGAUCGCGCCAAACGUGAGGCCAACAUUGGCCAUCAAAACAACAAUCACAAUAACAACAACAAUCACAACAACAACCAUCAGCGGGAGCAGCGGGAACAGCAGCGAGAGCGGGAAAGGGAUCUGUUCAACGGCCCCGCCCAGCAGCGCAAUCAAUCGCAGUCGCCGGCGAAUGUCAGCGGCGGCGGUGGAUUAGCCGCCUCCAAGACGCGCCAACAGCUGGCAAGUGCGCAGCAGCAGCAACAACAGCAGCAGCAGCAACAGAUGCAGCAACGCAGCCUGGACAUGGACAGCAGUACGGAGAGCGACGGUGAGGGUGAGGCGACCAAUGGCAAUGGCGGCAACACCACCACGGCCACCACGUCUACGUCGAAUGGGCCAAUGACGCGCAAGGUGUGGUCGGACUGGUGCAGCUCCAAGGGCAAGAGUUCGCAGUCGGAUGACGAGGAGAACAACAAUAGCAAUAGCAACAACAGCAACAGCCACCACGGUCGCGGCCCACGCGCCAUCACCACGCUGAAGAAGCGAAAGAAGCUAACGCGCAAAGCGGCUAUUGCCAGCAAAUCGGCGGCGGCCGCACAGCGCGAAGCGGAAGAGGCAGCGGCUGUGGCUGCAGUUGCUGCAUCCGCCACGUCUGCGUCGGCCAGCAAGGAUUCCAGCAGCAAGGAGGAUCAGCCGCGUGCGGCGAGCGCUGGACCCGGACGCAAGGGCCGCUUGAAGAAGGGACAACGUGGACGCAAGUGCUUAAAGAUUGCCGGCCUCGAUGUGCUGCACAAGCAGACGGUGCUGAGCACCUCGCUGGAUGCGAUGACAAAGAAGCUGCCCGCAGCGCCGGGCACAGUUGACCAGCAGCUGACGUCGCUGCUCACCGGCGACAUGUCGCAUCGCGAACUGGACAUACCCACAGCGCCCCAGGAUACGCCCUAUGCCCUGCAAAUACUGCUCGAUGUGUUCCGCUCCCAGUAUAUGACCAUGAUUGAGCACAUGCGCUCGAGCGCGUAUCUGCCGCAGGUGCAGAAGCAAAUUGCCCAGGAACAGGAGCGUAUGGCUCGCCUUAAAAAUCGGGCCAAUCAGCUGGACAAGCAGAUCAAGGUGCUGAUCGAUGACAGCGUAACCCUGCUGAAGGUGCGCAUGAAUGAGCUGGGCAUCAAUGUGAACUCGCCCAACGAUCUGAUUGCCCAGGCCAAGGAGAUUGUCGGACGGCACAAGGAUCUGCAGCAUGCGGUCAGCAAGAUGCGCAACGAGGUAACCGUCUACGAAAGCGAACAGAAAUUGCUGCUGAGCAAGCAGCUGAAGCAUCUGCCCGAAUACCAGAAGCUCUGUGCCGUCGCCAACGGCGGCAAUGGCAAGGUGAAGCUCGAGCUGCCGCACGAGCUGUCCGAAACUGCGGCCCAGGAGCUGGUGCUCAAGGAGAUAGCCAAUACGCUGAGCCAGCGCAAGAAGCUCUAUGCGCAGGUCUCCACCAUCGAACAGGAAACCAGCUCGCUGCAAAAGUCCGCCGAGGAGCGCAGCACAGCCACCGUGCUGCUUGCCCAGGGCACCAACAUCAGCCUGGCUAGUGGCGCCCCAACAGUUGCAACAAGUGCCGCAACGACUCCGACGCUGGCCAAUUGUAACAAAUUGGUAAAUAGCAAAUCGUCGCGUCGCAGUCGCGAGCAUCGCGCACGCUCGCAGGAAUGGCCCGAGGUGCCGGAGGUGGGCAAGAUACAGGAGAGCAAUCCCGAGGUGCUGGCCCAAAAGAUACUCGAGACCUGUCGCCAGGUCGAGGCGGGCAAAUUCCAGCCGCCUCCAAGCACCAUCAGUGCCGUCAACUUUAUCAACGGCCAAAAGCCCAAAAUGGAGUCGAAGACGACGCCGGCGCUCUACAAGGACAGCACUCUGAUGCCGGCGCCCAAGCAACAAUCGCAGCCACAACAACAACAACAACAACAACAACAGCAAGCUGUGCUGUUGCCCAAGUGCGAGCUGCCGGGACUGGGUCGUAAGCAGGAAUCACCCAAGGUGGCCAACUUUGAGGAUAGGCUGAAGAGCAUCAUAACAUCAGCCCUAAAUGAGGAUCAGGAGCAGCGCAGCAAGGCAAUGCCCAUUAUGGAGACGCCCGCUGUGCCGCUGCAAUCGCCCGUCUCGAAGCGCAGCAAGCAAAUGGGCCAAACAACAGCAGCAACCGGCAACAGCUUGCACAACAUUAUCACCGUAUCGACGCAGGGCCUCAUGCAUUUGAAUGCCAAUACGACCAUAUCGCCUAUAACGCCACCUUUGCCAGGUCCGCGUGCUGCAACAGCUGCGUCCACGGCGCCGCCGCCGCCCGCCAAUUUGCCCUACGGCAGCGCCUACAUGAGCAGCAAACAGCAGCAGCUGCAGCAUUUGUCGGGCAAGUAUGGCCAAACGGUGACGCUCAAGGAGUCCAAGUAUUCGCCAGCCAGACCAGGUGCAUCAGCACCGCCGCCGCCGCCACCACCGCCGCCGUCGUCCUCGUCCGCGUCGUCGUCAUCGUCAGCAGCGCAUAUGGCCACGCUUUAUGCUGGGCACGGCUCAACAGCGGCGACAGCACCCACAGCCGCUGAUCUGGGCUUCCAUCGGCGGCGUGCCUCGGUGAGCGCCAACAGCUACGAGCAUUUUAUGGUGCAACAACAGCAGCAGCAGCAACAUGCGCUCAUGUUGGCCCAUGUGGCACAACAGCGACUGCAGCAUCAGCAGCAGCAGCAGCAACAGCAGCAACAACAACAGCAGCAGCAACAACAGCAACAGCAGCAACAACAUGCACAACACGCGCCAAUUGGGCACCUUCAUCAUCAUCAUCAGGCAGCGGGCACAUCAGCUGAGUUUAAGGCGCCAGCAGAGAAUCUGCUGCAGCGCUCCGGCAGUCGCGAACAACUUUCAGAGCAACAGCAGCAGCAACAGCAACAGCAACAUCAACAAUUGCAACAGCAACACCAACAGCCACAACAACAACAACAACAACACAGCCUGGAUCUACUGCCGCGUGCCAGCUCGGCCAACUCGGACUAUGCUGGUUACCGCGUGGAACGUCUGUCUGUUCGACCGCCCAGUCGGCCCAGCUCCAACUCCUCGCAGCCAGACUACACACAGGUGUCGCCAGCAAAAAUGGCGCUGCGUCGUCAUCUCUCGCAAGAGAAGCUCAGUCAGCCGCCGCAGCCGUUGCCCACGCCACCGCCCAUGUCGCUGGCGCCGCCGGUGACAGCCGGCAAGACCAUCGGUGAUCUGGUCAAUGGCGAGAUCGAGCGCACGCUGGAAAUCUCACAUCAGAGCAUCAUCAACGCGGCGGUCAACAUGAGCACCGGCAGCGCCAGCAGCAGCAGCAGUGCGCAUUUCAUGGAACGCGCCUUCCUGGCCGAGCGCACCAAUGACCGUCUGCUCAUUAAUCUGAAUGCCCAACGGCCGGAGCGUGUGCACGUUCGACCCCUGGGCGAGGAUGCGCCGGACCCGCAGCCGACGAACUACAGCCAGGCGGCAUCCAGCACCAACAACAAUCUGGCCACCUUGGCCCACGUUGCCUACGCCCACAAAUCGCAGCCGGGCGCACGUGCCUCCUCGUCCUCUCGUUCUGGACGGGACUACCAGCCGGUGACAUUGCCGCGCGCGGAAAUGAUGGGCUGCAUCGAGGCCUACUUCCACGAGGAGCAGCAGCAGCAGCAGCAGCAGCAACAACAACAGCAACAUCAGAAAUCAAAGAACACAGUCGGUGGUGCCAACGCGCUGCGGGCACCACGAUUGAAUGGCGCCAAUCCGCCUUUAGAAGGACUAGCCGCCUCGCUGCAGGAUCAUGUGCGAGCACGCAAAUACAAGGAGGAGAACGAGGAGCGACAACGACGCGCUGCAGCCGCUUCUUCAUCAUCAUCAUUGGAACUGGCGCCGCAUUACGCUCAUCAGGCGCCGCCCGCCCAUAGCUACCAUCAGCCGCAGCAGCAGCCGCAUCAUCACACAGCCGCCGGCAUUAUCAAUGGCACGCCGCACAAAGUGGAGCUGGGCGUGAAGCGUAGCUCGCCGCUGGCGCCGCACCAGCAGCCGUCGCGACCCGCCAAAUUGGCGCAUUUCGAUCAGCAGCCGCUUGCCCAUGCGCAUCAGCAUCUGUACGUGAAUAGCAAUGGCGUGUCGGGUCUGCCGCCGCCAGCACAUGAUGCCACGACGCCGUCGCCGACGCCGUCAUCCUCAUCCUCGUCAUGUGGCAGGCGCAGCAAAUUGCUUGUGGAGCCGCCGCUGCUGAUGAGUCCCGAGAUCAACUCGCUGAUGGGCGAUGAGCGGCCGCUGCAGCUGUCGACGAGUCAUCAGCAGCUCUACCACCAUCAGCAGAAACCACAUCAGCAGCAGUUGCGUGGCUCGCAUCAAAGCGGUCACAGCAUCACGCCCACCAUUGUGGGCGGACAGCGCUCCAAUGCCGCCGAUGACGACGAUGUUAUUGCGGCCGACGAAGAGUCCCACUGGCAGCAUCGGGUCAGCUCCGGCUUUGAUCGGCUGGUGGCCUUUGCCAGCACUGAGCUGGACAAGACGAGGCGCUCCAUUGAUGGCGACACGGUGCCCGCCUCCAUAAGCUGCAACACCUCGCCGGACUCGGGCAUCACGCACAGCAGCAGCAACUCGGAUGCGGUGCGUACAUUUUUGUCCACCUCGUCCAGUUCAUCGCAGCUGGAGCUGCCCAUUAACAACAGCAGCAGCAGUAGCAGCAGCAAUAACAGCAGCAGUCUCUAUGCCAGCCAGGUGCACAAUCUGAGCCAUCAUCCGUAUCAGCAUGGCCAUCAGCAGUUGCAGCAGCAGCAGCAGCUGCCACUGCAACAACAACAGCAGCAGCAGGCACAGCAACAACAUCCUCAGCAGCAGCAGCAGCAGCAGCAGCAGCACUUGGCAGAUCAUUUGAGCGAUAGCAGCAUGAAGUCUACGGCCUCCUCAUCGCUGCACGCGAGCAGCUCGCUGAAGACCGUUUCGCCGGUGGACUCGGGCGCCAUUGAGUCGCCGCCGCUGUCUGAUGUGGGUCUGCCACGCACGCCCAGUCCCAGUGCCGCCAGCGUGGCCACUCCCCCGCUGGCCCAUGCGCCGUCGCCUGUCAACGAGCUGCGCAUACCGCUCAAAUAUCAGCGCAAGUCGAAGAGCGGCUCCGAGAAGCACUACAAGAAGAAGUUCUGUGAGCGCAACUGGGAGUACGACUGCGACGAGCUGUUGGCCUACUCCAACUCCAGUGCACCGCCGACAGCAGCCGAUGCAGCGGGCAAUGGUCCGCCGGCAUUAGAUGUGGCCGGCGGCGUGUCAGCAACGCCGACAGUGGGCCUGUGCAAAUCGGGCAAAUCGCCCAAGGAGAAAUCGUCGCCGCAUCAUGGCGCCAAUAGCAAUGCGAAUGCGAACGCCAGCUUUCACCAUCAUCACAAGUCGUCCAAGUUUCGGCCCAAGGGCAAGGACUGGGACUGGUCGCUGGACAGCAGAAGCAACACGGGCGAGCCGACGGCAAAUGGAGCCGGCGGUGGCGCGAAUACAACGAGUAAUUAAUUUAAAUUAAUUUAGUUAAAUUGCCGAACAGAAUGAAUAUCGUACGAGGAGAAUUGGGAAAAGGAGAACGAAAAUGAAAAUGAAAAUGGGAAAAUCUAAACGCAAAUGAAAAAAUUGCAAUGUUUUUUUCUUGCUUAAUGUUCAAUUUUUUUUUUUGGAAAAUCAUAUGUAAAUCGAUUCGAAUGGAGUUGAUUGUAACUUUUUAAUCUGUAACUAAAUGAAUUGUGUUUAUUUGUAGUUAACUUAUUGUAUAGCAGCGAUUUUUGCCUUGUUUUCUAUUAUGUCUCUGUAUGUUUAUUUCCGUGAAUUGUAAUUAGGUUAGUGUAGCAUAUUUUAACUGAACAUGUGUGUUAGAUCUUAAGGCACCAAACCAUCAAGAAACGCAAUCGCAACAACAGCAACAAAGCCCCAAUUACUGAUCAACAAUGUUACUGACUUCAUUAUUACCAAGUUUACUAUUAUUAUCAUUACUAUGAUUAUGAUUAUUAAUCCUUAAAUGUAUUUUAUUUUGUAUUGUUUAAUUGAUUUGUGUUCGUUUUAAGUUGUGUGUUUUGUCCUUUUCUGUGGAAUUGUGUUUUUUAUGAUUUUUAAAUAAAUUUUAAACUAAUUACA
This is a messenger RNA of Drosophila novamexicana, 8187 nucleotides long. RefSeq names its product histone-lysine N-methyltransferase, H3 lysine-79 specific (gene gpp). Gene Ontology annotation, cellular component: nucleus. Gene Ontology annotation, molecular function: histone H3K79 methyltransferase activity. The record is from RefSeq and is a predicted model, not a curated record. The coding region runs from base 1027 to 7575 and encodes 2182 amino acids. Lineage: Eukaryota; Metazoa; Arthropoda; Insecta; Diptera; Drosophilidae. Gene Ontology annotation, biological process: DNA damage checkpoint signaling; DNA repair; regulation of transcription regulatory region DNA binding. The transcript is spliced from 7 exons.